AUCUACUCCUUGCAGUUACCCAGUGAGAGUCCUUCAGCGCGUUCAUAGAUAAAUAUCAAGUCGCUAGGAUAUCUAGUGUAGAUACAAAAUUUGUUUUCCUCUACCUAUGUGAAAUAUUAAAACAAAAAAUUCAACUACUCUAUCGUUUUAUGAAUCAAAUCAGUUCUGUUUUUUUAGUUUUAAAUAAUUCCUGUCAUGUUUUUCAUGAUUCACCCACCCUCCCAGUGUAGUGAUUUCUAUAGUUUGUUUUAAUUUCGAAGUGAACCAACCCCCGUCCGAAACCAGUCUAUAUGAUUAUCGUUGUGUUGUUAUUUUUCCAAUCACUCUGUUUAUACCUACAAAAUAUUGUCCUUAAAGUCCAUGACAAAUGGCUAAAUCCUAAGCACGCUAGAAUUCUUAUCGACAAAGAACAGCGGAGACUGCAGCUGUUGGCCCUCAAGCCCAAACACCCAGUUCCUGGAUGCAGCUUUUGUUCGAAUAGCCCAUUGGGGUACUGUCGACACCAUAGCCCAAAUCAACCUACACUUAGACACUUGAAAAAUCGAUUGUUGGCCAAAGGAGGAAGUACUUCUUCAAUUUCAACUUCAACUGCAAUUGGUGAAGGUGGUGAUAGUGGUGACAUUUCUCCGGGGGAAAGCGUUGCAAGUGGUGGAGGUACAGGAAGUGGAGAACAACAACAAUUGCAUAGUGUGGAAGGAAGCAGUUCAGUUUUAUCAACACCGUCUACGUCGUCUUCUUCUUUGCCAUCGCCGUCCUCUGCUUGUGAAGCUCUUGCAAAUUACUUCGAUAGUAGGGACCCAGAUAAGAUUUGUACCUGCUUGAGCUGCACCCACGGUGGAGGCAGAAAUGCAUCCUCGCAUGGUCGUCGCAAUCGUACAUCUUGGGGGACACGAAACGGCACUGUCAUUUGGGGCGAAAGAGUUGUACCUGCUAUUAUCAAAGACGAGAACGGUUUAGAAAUAGCUCCCACAAAAAAACGACGGCAACGUCGUUACGAAAAAUACGGCGGUUUUUACUAGC
Molecule: messenger RNA, 1020 nt
Organism: Eupeodes corollae
Lineage: Eukaryota; Metazoa; Arthropoda; Insecta; Diptera; Syrphidae
Exons: 1
Coding region: 291-1019 (242 amino acids)
Source: RefSeq, a predicted model, not a curated record